Molecule: messenger RNA, 2034 nt
Organism: Drosophila sulfurigaster albostrigata
Lineage: Eukaryota; Metazoa; Arthropoda; Insecta; Diptera; Drosophilidae
Gene: Taf6
Product: transcription initiation factor TFIID subunit 6
Exons: 5
Coding region: 93-1946 (617 amino acids)
Biological process (GO): transcription initiation at RNA polymerase II promoter; RNA polymerase II preinitiation complex assembly
Cellular component (GO): transcription factor TFIID complex; SLIK (SAGA-like) complex; SAGA complex
Molecular function (GO): protein heterodimerization activity; transcription coactivator activity; RNA polymerase II general transcription initiation factor activity
Source: RefSeq, a predicted model, not a curated record
UCACCCUAAUCAGUAGUAGGUUCACCACUAGCAGUGGCAAGAAGAAGACGAUUUCUGCUUUUGGGUGGAAAAAACUUUGUUUUGUUGUCAAAAUGAGUAAUAAAUCGUCAAAAACAAAUAAUGCCGCUAGCAGUAUGCUAUACGGCUCUAGUAUAUCAGCGGAAUCAAUGAAAGUAAUAGCGGAAAGCAUUGGAGUUGGCUCCCUGUCUGACGAUGCCGCUAAAGAACUUGCCGAAGAUGUGUCUCUCAAAUUGAAGCGUAUUGUCCAAGAUGCCGCCAAAUUCAUGCACCAUGCGAAGCGCCAGAAGAUGUCGGUUAGAGAUAUUGAUCAGUCGCUCAAGAUACGCAACAUUGAACCGCAAUAUGGGUUUGUGUCCAAGGACUUUGUACCCUUUCGUUUCGCCUCCGGCGGCGGCCGCGAGUUGCAUUUCACUGAGGAUAAAGAGUUGGACUUAAGUGAAAUCACUGCAAACAGUUCAAUAAAGAUACCACUAGACCUGACACUGCGCUCCCAUUGGUUCGUUGUUGAGGGCAUUCAACCCACAGUGCCGGAGAAUCCGCCUCCUCUCUCAAAAGACUCGCAAUUCGUGGACUCUGUAAAUCCGGUCAUAAAACUAGAUCAAGGACUGAACAAAGAUGCUGCUGGUAAACCCACGACUGGUAAAAUCCACAAGCUGAAGAACGUGGAGACGAUACAUGUGAAGCAACUUGCUACUCACGAGUUGUCCGUGGAGCAGCAGCUGUACUACAAAGAGAUCACCGAGGCUUGUGUGGGAUCUGAUGAGCCGCGUCGUGCUGAAGCCCUGCAGUCUCUUGGUUCCGAUCCUGGCUUGCACGAGAUGCUGCCCCGUAUGUGUACGUUCAUUGCCGAGGGCGUUAAAGUAAAUGUGGUGCAGAAUAAUCUGGCAUUAUUAAUAUAUUUAAUGCGCAUGGUGCGUGCAUUGCUCGACAAUCCAUCGCUCUUCCUCGAGAAAUACCUGCACGAACUUAUACCGUCUGUGAUGACCUGCAUUGUAUCGAAGCAGCUUUGCAUGCGUCCAGAGCUGGAUAAUCACUGGGCAUUGCGUGACUUUGCCUCUCGUCUCAUGGCCCAAAUUUGUAAGACCUUCAACACGCUCACGAAUAAUCUGCAGACACGUGUGACGCGCAUCUUUAGCAAGGCACUGCAAAACGACAUGACACAUUUGUCAUCUCUCUACGGGUCCAUUGAGGGUUUAGCGGAGCUGGGCGGCGAAGUGGUGAAAGUGUUUAUCAUACCACGACUCAAAUUCAUCUCGGAACGCAUUGAACCGCAUCUGCUGGGUACAUCGAUGAGUAACACGGACAAAACAGCUGCUGGACACAUACGCGCGAUGCUACAGAAGUGUUGUCCGCCCAUAUUGAAGCAAAUGCGCAGUGCUCCAGAUAUUGGCGAGGAGUACAAGAAUGACUAUGGCUUUCUAGGUCCAUCACUAUGCCAAGCUGUCGUCAAAGCACGCAAUGCGCCAGCCAACAGCACUGUGGCACUGGCAUCCACUACCAUCAAUACGGCGCCCAUAACAAGUGCUGCACAAACGGCCACCACAAUUGGACGUGUCUCAAUGCCAAACACCACACAGAGGCAAAGCCCUGUGGUGGCGACGAUGCCGCAGAUACGUGCCAUUCAAGCCAAUCAGCCGCCGCAAAAGUUUGUGAUCGUCACACAGAAUUCACCACAGCAAUCACAACCUAAGGUGGUGCGACGCGGCAGUUCACCGCACAGUGUGGUGUUGUCAUCGUCCUCGGCGAAUGGCGCCAAUGCAUCUAAUUCGAACUCAUCGUCGACGGGAAGCGUCAGCGGCAGUGCAAAUAGUUUGUUGACGUCGCGCAGCAAUGAUAAUAGCAUUGUGGAUGUCAAUUCGUUGAUCAUUGAAACGGAAAUCGUACGCGCACCGCCCGAGCUGGAUGAUUUAUCACAUCUGGAAUAGCCUUAAACACAGUCCUCUUGUCUCUCCCCAUCCCUUUUAGUAAUUUAAGUGUAAUCGUUUAUAUGCAAUAAACAGUAAAACAAUUGAA